UCUCAGAAGUACCCGUAUGUGCGACGGGCGGAACUCCCUGCCCGGGGAAUUCAAAACAAGUCUGUUUCAUCUCAUCUCCUCCCAGGAAGAAGAACUUUGACUGCAUCUUAAAUUGUAAUACGUAAAUAAGCUAUUUGAAGAAGAAACAGCCAAUUCCACCAGCCAUGAGUGUUUAUCCAAAGCAGUAUGCAGAUGUUAACAUUGUGGAAGAACAGAGGGCAAAGUGGGAAAAGAAGCGUAUUAGAACAACCAAGGAACUUAUUGAAACAGAACGGAGAUAUUUUGAACAACUGGAGCUUGUUUCAAUGUAUUUCAUUGAAAUUUUGAAAGCAAAGGGAACACUAAAGCCCAAUAUCCAUGAUGCGAUAUUCAGCUCAAUAAAAUUGAUUCAUUCAGCCAAUCAGAGAUUUCUGGGCAACCUGGAACAUGGCGAGUUUGGACUAGGAUUUGAAAACUUAAGCAGUCAUCUGCAUUUCUAUAAAAUAUAUGCUGAUAACAUGGAAAAUGCUUUCAAAGUUCUGCAGAUUCAAAUAAAGAAAAACAAGUCAUUUGCUCGAUUUAAGAAGCUGCAAGAAACAAGGCCGGAGUUCAGAGGCUUGGUGCUAGAAGAUUUACUUACUCUUCCUCUCCAACGAAUUCAGCAAUAUAAACAUUUUCUAAGAGACCUCAUAGAAAAUACCAGUCCUGACGGUUCUGGUUUUCAACAACUUACAAGAGCUUUGAAGGCAGUUUCUGACAUAUCUGACCAUAUCCAGGAUAGUGCAAGGAAACGUGAAAAUUACCAAAAUAUACAUAGAGUUCAGAAACUGUUGAAAGGACGAAAAACCAUGGUCCUGGCAUCAGGAAGAUGGUACAUUCGUGAAGGGUGGAUUAAUGUUCUGCAUCCAAAAAGCAAGGAGGCAAAACAAAAAAUGGUUUUCCUAUUUUCAGAUAUAUUGCUUGUAACCAAACCGUGCCAUCCCCUGCAUCCUACAAACUCCAACAAGUUUUCCUGCCAAGCUGUUUAUCCACUCCUAGAAUGCUCUGUUGAUAAAGUGUUUGGAUACACAAGGAGUCAAGGAGGUCUAAUAAGUUUAACCUUCCCACAUGAGAAACUUCUGCUGAUGUCAAAUGACCAGGAGGACAUAAAUGACUGGUACCGGUGCCUGUCGUCUGCCAUCGGCCAGGUCUCCUCUACUAAGCUGACUGCUUCUGCUACUACUACUGACCUUGUGAGCUGCUCAACAAAGGUCGGAAUAGAUUAAUUGAUCAGCUAGACCAAGCAUAUGACAGUCUCAGCCUUAAUUGAAUCCCAAAAGGGGGCAGACUGGGUUAUUAUUACAGGAGCAAUCCAAUACCAUUCAUUAAAGACUCUACAGACUAUGCAGCUUGCUAAUUAGUUUAUUAUACAGACACCUAUGAUGAGCAGAGUUGUCAUUUUGCCCUUUAUCGCACAGGGGAUGUUAUUAAAAGUUUAAUCAGGUAGUACUGACCAUCUCUGAUGGCUUGAGAAUGGCCAUUACCAGGGUCGCCCCUGCCAUACAGCAUCUGACAGGAUCACAGCUGGAGGUUUGUAUUUGAGCUGUUUUAAACAAGUUAAAUGUUACCCUGAAGUAAAAGUAGUUUUUUUUUUUUUUUUUUUUUUUUUUUUCUUUUCCCGGUAAAGUGUCUAGUUGUAGUCAAUAACAAGCAGCCUAAUAUGGAUCUUUUUCAGUACCCACUGUAUUCCUAAAAAUAAUAUGUAAGGUAACAUCAAAACUUCAAUAUUUUUAAUGUAAUAACUGUUUUAAAAUGUUAAAAUGUGGGGGAAAAUAGCUUAGGACAAGAAAAGAGAGCCUCUAUUUUAUUAUAACAACUUAAGACAUUUGUUUUAUCUAAUGGCAGAAAAAACAUUUUUUUUCCCAAAGCAUAUCUAUCUUGUCAGUGUCUUAAAGAAAGGAGGAGAUCAUCUUGGAGAUUAGUUUUAAUUCUGUGAAGGUGACAUUAGAAGCUGAUGAAAUGAAUUGCCCUUUAUCCUUGUUUGCCUAUGGUUCUUUAUCUUGAGAUUGAUUAAGGAGUCAUUUUCCUAACUUUUUUUUAAAGUGAUGAAGUCUUAUUUCAUUAUUUUCUUUUUAAAUUUCCUUAUUUUUAUUUCCAGGACACCUUGUUUUAAAUAAUUUUAACCGAGAAUGUGAUAUUGAAAGAAAUGUUCAUGCAGUUUGCAUGACGAAGGUUUUUACAUAUUCAAAUUAGCCAAUUAGCAAAUGUGUCUUGUGUCUGGCUUUCAUUUUGAUUUGUGGUGUUUGUUUUUUAUUUGUUAGAUUUGUAAGUAUUCUAUAUACAAAUAUAUAAUUUGAAACUUGAUUUUGAACAUGUUACACCACUAUCUACUGUAAAUAUGGCACUACUUCGCUAAAUCUGUAUUUAUUAUAUAUCAGAAGCACCUGUGCACUAAAUCAGUAUGCUGUUACUACUUGUGGGUCAUAAUGUGCAAUUCCACUAUAAUUUUUUUAUUUUCAUCUAAUGUGCUAUUUUAGUGUUUUCAUAUUAUAUGUGCACUAGACUGUAUGUACAGUGGUUUAUUGAUUGUAAUUUGCAUAUUAAUAAAAAUAACUUGACCCAA
Messenger RNA from Erpetoichthys calabaricus (reedfish), 2581 nucleotides. It is a transcript of the gene arhgef39, whose product is annotated as Rho guanine nucleotide exchange factor (GEF) 39. Lineage: Eukaryota; Metazoa; Chordata; Cladistia; Polypteriformes; Polypteridae. Gene Ontology annotation, biological process: positive regulation of cell migration. Gene Ontology annotation, molecular function: guanyl-nucleotide exchange factor activity. Bases 165 to 1244 code for a protein of 359 amino acids. The record is from RefSeq and is a predicted model, not a curated record. Gene Ontology annotation, cellular component: plasma membrane. The transcript has 9 exons.